Chiloscyllium plagiosum (whitespotted bambooshark) is the source of this 2747-nucleotide messenger RNA. The record is from RefSeq and is a predicted model, not a curated record. NCBI's taxonomy places the organism in Eukaryota, Metazoa, Chordata, Chondrichthyes, Orectolobiformes, Hemiscylliidae.
CUGAAAGACAGACCAGAAGCGAAGAGACAGACGUUGCCUGUUUAUAUGCUGUGCGGCCAUGUUCGUGAAAUCUUCCCAGGUUCGGUGUUAGUAUAUAUUCCCGUGGUAAGACGGUGUAAAAAGCAAGACUGGACGACAUAUCGACAUUUUUACAUCAAUAUUCGCCCGAGAACAAUGAUAAUACUACGCAGGACAUCUUUUGUUUUGCUGCUUUGGACAUCAAACCUGGUUUUGGGACAAAUUCGCUACUCGAUUCCCGAAGAGAAGGAGCACGGGGCUUUUGUUGGCAAUAUCGCUGAGGAUUUAAAAUUAAAUCUUUGGGAAUUAUUGUCUCGUAAAUUUCGGCUCGUCUCUGAUGAAAGAAGGCAGUACAUGAAGGUAAAUAUGGAAGAUGGGGUGUUGUUUGUGAAUGAACGGAUCGAUAGAGAGCAGAUUUGUAAGCAGAGCUCUAUCUGUUCCCUUUCUUUUCAAUUAGUGCUUGAUAAUCCUCUGGAAAUACAUCCGGUUGCAGUGGAAAUACUAGAUAUAAAUGAUAAUUCUCCCAGAUUUCCGAACCCUGAAUUUCUUCUGCAGAUCAGUGAGUCAAUUUCAGUAGGAGCGCGCUUCCCUGUCGAGAGCGCGUAUGACCCGGACGUCAGCACGAAUACAAUUAACACUUACCAGGUCAGUCCGAAUGACCAGUUUGGCCUCAGAGUUCAGACACGGACUGACGGGACAAAAAGUGCCGAGUUGAUAUUGGAGAAGCCCUUGGACCGUGAACAACAGUCGUCCUUUCACCUUCUACUGUCCGCUGUUGACGGUGGGAUACCGCUGAGAUCUGGAACAAGCAGGAUAUCGAUCACUGUCCUUGACGUCAAUGAUAAUGCACCUGUAUUCGAUCAUGAAACAUACAAAUGCAGUGCAGCGGAAAACUCCCCCAAAGGGACCUUUGUGAUAACCGUACAUGCUACUGACAUUGAUGAAGGUAAGAAUGGUGAACUGAAGUAUUACUUCACCAGCCACGUUUCCCAAAAUAUUCGAGAUUUGUUCAACUUGGACCCGGAAACUGGAGAGAUUACAGUUCAAGGAGUACUAGACUUUGAGGAAUCAAAUGUUUAUGAACUUGAUGUAGAAGCUGUGGACAACGCUGAUGCAGGUAUGGCGGGACGUACAAAAGUUAUGGUUGAACUAAUAGACACAAAUGACAAUGCCCCAGUAUUGGACGUGACAUUGGUGUCCAGCACGGUGCAGGAAGAUGCCCCUCCAGGUACAGUUGUAGCACUGAUCACUGCUAUAGAUUCAGAUUCUGGAGAAUAUGGACAUGUAGAAUGUCACAUUCCAGUAGAUAUUCCGUUCAAACUUCAAAGAACAUCGAGAAAUGGCUACAAGUUGGUUACAAGUGAUAAAUUGGAUCGUGAAACUGUCCAGACGUAUAGCAUUCACAUUUCAGUCUGGGACGGAGGAUCUCCCUCUCUGUCAACAAAUAAAACACUCUUAGUGUCCAUUUCAGACAUUAAUGAUAAUGCGCCGAGAUUCACACAAUCCUCAUAUAACGUCUAUUUGAUGGAAAACAACACUCCAGGUGCUUCUAUAUUUGCGGUUACUGCUUGGGAUCCAGAUUCAGACCAGAACGGAGAGAUAAUCUAUUCUAUUCUGAACACUCGCAGUGGAAGCGUACAGAGAACGUCGUAUGUUACCAUCAGUUCUAAACUUGGGAGCAUUUAUGCCCUGCAUGCCUUUGAUUAUGAAAAGUUGAAACAUUUCCAGAUCAAAGUUCAAGCUCAGGAUAAUGGGUCUGUCAAACUGAGCAGCACUGCCUUCAUAAAUGUCAUUAUCUUGGAUCAGAAUGACAACGCUCCUGUUAUUGUUUCACCUUUAACGUGGAACUGCUCAGCAUCAGUAGAAAUUCUGCCACAAUCAGUAUAUCCUGAUUAUUUGGUCACCAAAUUAAUCGCGACUGACACCGAUUCUGGUCAGAAUUCACGGCUUUCUUAUCACUUGCUGGGGGCUAAUUAUCGCAGGCUUUUUACUGUGGGGCUUCGGUCUGGGGAAAUUAGAGCAACACGGCGUUUACGUGAGGAAGAAAUUAGCGCAGCAAAGCUGAUAGUCUUCGUGAAGGAUAAUGGAGAACCAAGUCUAUCCACUACCGUAACGAUCUCAUUUAAUAUUUUAUCAAAUCUUACAGAAAAUUCGACACAAAGAACUGAGGAAUAUGGACAGUCGAAGAAGUUUUUUUCCAAUCUGAAUGGCUACUUAAUUAUUAUGUUAGGAUCAACUUCCCUUUUGCUUUUUGUAACCAUAAUUGUUCUGGUUAUCCUGAAGUUUAACCAAGAUAGAAAUAUUGCUGUAGACAACGGUCGCACAGUUUGUUGUUGCUCAAAUCGGACUUUGAAUGAUACCUUUAAUCGUACGCCUGCACCAAACGAAGCCUUUAAUUAUACCCAGUCUGCUCAAACUAAAGGUUAUCGCUAUGCUAUAAGUUUGUCUCCGGAGUCAUCAAAAAGUGAUUUUCUCUUUUUAAAGCCCUGUAAUCCUCCAUUGCGUUUCAAUGAUUUGGAUGUGCCAGACAUAAGCACCGGAAAAUAAUUUACAAGAAGUUCCAUUAUUGGUAAUAGCAGUAACAAACUUUGUUAAAGAGCUGUGUGAUAAGGACUGCAUUCAUGGGUAAGUUUUAUUUCAGCGCAUAGCUGUUUCCGAAAGUUUAAUAUCAGAAGACCUAAUUAAUUAAAUUGUUCCCUGUUGUUCCUAAUUUUCAAUUAUGCAAAAUA